AGUUACCGUCCUUCAACCCUAAACCUAGAUGGAAGCGCACUUCUUUACCGGUAUUGUCGCGGUGCGUGGAUUACGACUGAAAUAAAACUAGGGUCAGUUUCCUGGAACUAAUGAAUAGUGUGCCGUUUCGUGGAUUUGAGUAGAUAGGUGGCGUAUUGUUUGGAAUCGGCUUUGUUUUCCGUUUAACGGGGAGUCGAAGGGCGGGUAAUACAUUCCUAAUCCUGUAGGUGUGAUCCGCCCGGGGAAUGAGCGUUCGCAUCUACACACUUAUGACCCCUGUUUGCACAGUUCUGUCCCCCAGUCCCCUGCCCGCGCUGUCCGGGAUUGUACUCGUGUUUUACGGGAAACGGCAUCUCUCUUGCUGAUGAGUCAAUACUGUGGUCCCGCAGACUGACAACGUAGCUGCCAGAUGUGUGUCCACAUCUGAUAUUAUAAUUACUGGGUAUUUAAUUUAUUAAUCCUAUCUGGGGCAUUAAGGCAAGGAACCGCAGUGCUGUACGAGAUGCAUUUUUAUUGCUGAAUAAUACAGUCGUUAAGCUGGACGUCGUAGUCGGAUUUAUUGCUAAUCGCGUAAAAAGCCUUAAUUUGGCUGUCAUUUAGUUAUAUUGCCGUGAGUCGAGCUCGGAAGAAUGCAGUCACGGCAGAGUGUUACGGACGGCGGGGUCCUGCGGCUUCCCGGAGACGGUGCGCUGAAGCCCGCUGACGCCGUCACUAGUGAAACGGGGGACAUGCCUGCGCCCGGGAAGGGUCACCUGAAGGCGCCGAGUCUCCGGGCCGGCAACGGGGAUGACGACUCUGAGGCCGAAUCUUACCGGGACGGGCGAACCGACGAAGUGGACCGUGACACGAAGAGCAGAGCGUACGCCUGGUGCCGGGACUUUCUCUCCGGGUCAUGGAAGUCCAUUUCAGAGGCGGACUUUCAGAUUAGUAUUGUCAGCGGUGGCCUCAGUAACCUGCUGUACCUGUGCAGCCUCCCGGACGGCGUGGCCCCCACCAAUGGGGAGCCGGAGCAGGUCCUGCUGCGGGUGUACGGCGCCAUCCUGCAGGGUGUGGACUCUCUCGUGCUUGAGAGCGUCAUGUUCGCCAUCCUGGCAGAGCGGGCCCUGGGACCCCGACUGUAUGGCAUAUUCCCAGAGGGCCGCCUGGAACAGUACGUCCCGAGUAAACGCCUGCGGACCGAACAGCUCCGAAUUCCAGAACUUUCUGCAGAGAUAGCAGUGAAGAUGGCUCGGUUCCACAGAAUGGUUAUGCCCUUCAACAAAGAGCCCAAGUGGCUGUUUGGGACCAUAGACAGGUACAUGGAUCAAAUUCUGAAGCUGAAUUUUGUCCGCGAGGCCCACGUGAAGAAGUUCAGCAAGCUGAAGAAGUACAACCUGCAGCAGGAGCUGGAGAGUCUCCGGACGCUACUCAUGGACACUCCGUCGCCAGUGGUCUUCUGCCAUAAUGACGUUCAGGAAGGUAAUAUCCUCAUGUUAGACAACAGGAAGGCCUCGUCCACAGAGAAGCUGAUGCUUAUUGACUUUGAGUACAGCAGCUAUAAUUAUAGGGGCUUCGACUUUGGUAACCAUUUCUGCGAGUGGGUGUUCGACUACACCUAUGACCAGUGGCCGUUCUACAAGGCCAAGCUGGAAAACUACCCCAGCAGAGAGCAGCAGUUGCAUUUUUUUAGAAGUUAUUUGUCUGAAAAUAGUGAAUAUUUAAAUUCCGCACAAGAAGACCAAGCAAGGAUUGAGGAAGCCAUGAUUUUGGAAACAAAUCGUUACGCUUUGGCGUCUCAUUUCCUGUGGGGUUUGUGGUCCAUCAUUCAAGCAAAAAUCUCCACUAUUGAGUUCGGCUACAUGGACUACGCAAUGAGCCGGUUUGACGCCUACUUCAAGCAAAAAAAAAACGUUCUGCUAACCUUCCCUCCCACCCCCGACAAUAAUGAAUAGAACAGGCAGUAUGUGUUAUACAUAUUCUGGAAAGUAUCCGUAGUCUGUUCUAAAGGUGUGGAUUCUGCUUAAUAGGUUAGCACUUAUCCUCUAAGUGCUUUAGAUUUGCAUAAAAGCAAAAGUGUCCCCUCUCUUCCCCCGUGCAACGUCCACAAAAACGGUUAAAUUGUUUCCCUGUGUCAGAGACGGAGAGAAGAGAAAGUCUCUUUUGGUGGUUCAGAGAGGUUAGUAUCUAGUAGCAUGAAUGCGUUCUUGGUGACCAGCUCCGUCAUCCUGUUGUGUUUACAGGCUUCACAUCCAUCUGUUUACGUUGAUUUUUCUGUGAGUGAAGGCUGUAUGAGAUUGCAGAGGACAUACGACCCUUUUUUUAAAGAAGCAAAAGUAUGAGGAGUGACAGAUGGUUUUUCGUAACUUGUUCACUCCCGCAUUUGCUUUAAAAGCCCUAAUACUGUCUAUAGCACAUUAAGCCAAAGACUGAUCUUCACCAUUGGAGUAGAUGGUGUUUCUUUCUUUUCUCCUUUGUAUGGACGUCGAAGGGUCACCGCAGUGUCGGUCCUGUAAAAACUGAAUCGUUUUCCCUGCUCUGUGUCGGCAGGCCUCGGAACAGCUUGAUAUCCAUCCCGUAGGUGCUGUUCCUCUCGCGGUCGUUCUGCUUUCUUUUAUUUAUUUCAUGCUUCACCGGUAGGUCAGAGGUUCUACAAGUGAAAUCGCUGAAGCAGGAAGCUGGUACGGCGUCACAUGACACUCUGCAGUCUUUCACAACAAAGGGCUUGUUUUGGUGGUCAGGUUCUGUGCUAUAGAUGUGAGUCUGGUAUAGGUGCUUUGGGAUUACGCUAACAUUUGGCUAUUAGCGAGUGUGCAGCGUACUCUGUGACGAGGGAUUUUGGUAUCCAAUUGGGAUAAUUGUGAAACGAUGACAUUUUUUUUCAUUACAUAAACAAAAAACUGGCUUCUGCUUUGACGUUUGAAUGUCAGCCCCUGAUCUAAUGAAUUGGCUUUGAAUUUGGGUUAUGUUGAUAAGCAUCUUCCAUCCAUCCAUUUUCCAAACGGCUUAUCCUACUGGGUCGCGGGGGGUCCGGAGCCUAUCCCGGAAGCAAUGGGCACGAGGCAGGGCACGAGGCAGGGAACAACCCAGGAUGGGGGCCCAGCCCAACGCAGGGCACACUCACACACCAUUCACUCACACAUGCCGGCCUAUGGGCAAUUUAGCAACUCCAAUUUGCCUCAGCAUGUUUUUGGACUGUGGGGCGAAACCGGAGUGAUAAGCAUCUUGCUACUGUAAAAUCUUACUGAUACAGUUCUAUGAAAAAAAGAAACGGUUGGAAACGAGGAAAGAUGUGUGAUUGCCCUCUGUUCUUUUGAUCGUGCCGCAUGUUCGGUUUCUCCAAGGAAAUAAACAUAUUUAUGUUACGUAUUCGUGUUAAUUUAUAUUCUUAUUCUAUGAUGAAAAAAGAAUGUGCAAAGUCAGAAUUUAACUGUACAGCAAAACUGCUUGUUUUCUGUCCGUAUGGCAGUAAAACCCUCUAUAAACUGCACAGACCGCAAAUACAAAUGUAGCACCUUUACAGUUAGUCCGUCCAUAUUAAUGUACUCGAUGUAAAUUCAGCGGUGAACAUGCAACAUAGACAAGUUAUUCAGCGCUAAAUAUUUCGCUCGUCUGUGGCUUCUGUGUACAACACGGAGCUGAAAUAAUAGGCGUUUCCUAAUUGCUUUAAUCUUGCACUGCCGUGGCUGAAUGAAUCCAUCAAGAUCCCGUAUUCAGUAAAUGUAAAGGGUCCAAUAUGAGGCUCGUGCACGGUGUUAGCUGUCAGCAGCAGGGUGCAUCGCUGCGUGAAGCUCGCGCAUCACACUAUGUAAAGGUAGCGCUGUCCGCGGCCGUGACGUCAGCUUUUUGAUGCACUAAUUCGGAAGGGCUUUCCUUGAAAUGGAAACCAGUGAGUGCGUGCGCGUGUAAAUCCCGGGUGAUUACUGUGUUUAAUUGCGUGUCGAAUUCGCUGAAAUUCCUAAUCGGGGCUGUUUCGAUUUUCUGGGGUGAGAGAGAUCCGUUUUGUAUCCAUAGGAAUGAUACACCAAAUAGAAGUGGUAUAGGGGCUGAGGAGUUAUGCUUCUUGAAUGGGUUUGUGUAAAUCAUGCCUCAUGAACUGCCCGUCAGAAACGGCCAAGUCGCAUGUCUUGAUGUCAAUGAAAUCUCAGUUGUUUGCCUUGCUUUUGUAAGUUUCAAUAAAUCUUGUUUUAUAAUC
This is a messenger RNA of Brienomyrus brachyistius, 4171 nucleotides long. It is a transcript of the gene chkb, whose product is annotated as choline kinase beta. The record is from RefSeq and is a predicted model, not a curated record. Gene Ontology annotation, cellular component: cytoplasm. NCBI's taxonomy places the organism in Eukaryota, Metazoa, Chordata, Actinopteri, Osteoglossiformes, Mormyridae. Gene Ontology annotation, biological process: phosphatidylethanolamine biosynthetic process; CDP-choline pathway. The transcript has 11 exons. Gene Ontology annotation, molecular function: ethanolamine kinase activity; choline kinase activity. Bases 630 to 1931 code for a protein of 433 amino acids.